Messenger RNA from Aphidius gifuensis, 2860 nucleotides. RefSeq names its product tetraspanin-1 (gene Tsp66E). The record is from RefSeq and is a predicted model, not a curated record. The transcript has 9 exons. Bases 394 to 1230 code for a protein of 278 amino acids. Gene Ontology annotation, cellular component: membrane. NCBI's taxonomy places the organism in Eukaryota, Metazoa, Arthropoda, Insecta, Hymenoptera, Braconidae.
AAAUCCAACAGAACCGCGCAACUCGUCAUCGUGAAAGCAUCAAAUUUAAUUAUAAUUUUUCGUUUGUGUGUUUACAUUGUUCUUUUUUGUAAACUUUUAUCAAAAUUAAUUACUUAAAAAGACAAAUUAAUAGCUAAAUUAAAAGUGCGUGGUGAUUGUCCAUUUGUGUAACCUAAAAAAAUAUAAAUAAAAUAUAUUAAAAGUUAAUUGAAAAAAACAAAAAAAUACCGUGGGAAUUUUUGAUGCAUAUGUGUUUGUUGUUGUGGUGAAGAUUGAAGAAGCAAACAGGACCAGUGAUAAAAUCCGGGUGUUGAAUUAAAAAUAAAACAAAUAUCGUCAAUUCUGGGAUUAUUUUUUUUCAUUUUGAUUGAAAGAUAAAACAUCAUCAUCAUCAUGGGUUUCAUGUCGUCGUGCUCCAAGUAUUUUUUGUGCUUCUUUAAUUUUAUUUUCUUUGUUGCUGGAGGUGCAGCAAUGGCAGCAGGGCUAUGGAUACUUUUAGAUAAAAAAACUUUGGGUGAUGUUUUUACAUCAUUUGAAAUCAAUGAAGUUUCAAACGUACUGAAUGAGACAAAUGCUAAUGUGAUAUCAUUGAUAGCAUACUGUUUGAUUGUUGCUGGAGCACUUGCAUUUAUUGUCUGUUUCUUUGGCUACUGUGGUGCAGCUGUUGAAUCAAGAUGUCUUCUUUGCGUUUAUGGAAUUUUAAUUAUUAUCAUUCUUGGUCUUGAAUGUGUUGCUGUUGGUCUUGCUCACAAUCUUUAUUCUGGUGCCGACAGUCAUAUUAAAAAUGUUUUGAAAUUAACAAUUGAAGAUUAUGUAGAACUUGAUUCUCAACCCAUGCCAUUCAAUAAGACUCAAGCUAUAUCAGCUACGUGGGAUGGUAUCAUGACACAGAUGCAAUGUUGUGGUGUUGAAAGUUACAAGGAUUUUGAAAAAAGUAACAGUUGGAAAGAAACUGGAAAAUUGGCACCUGCAGCUUGUUGCAAAAAAGAAGGAGGAAAAUUAUUAGAUGGAUGCCAAAAUAAUCCUUCAUCUUCAAAUUCAAAUUUCCAAAAGGGAUGUUAUCAAGCUGUUGUUGAUAUGGUUCAACGAAAUCAAGAAAUAAUUAUUGUCAUUGGAUCAUCAAUAAUAUUUGUUGAAGUACUUGCAAUAAUAAUGGCAAUGUAUUUAGUAUGUUGUCAUUGGCGUCCACAACAUGUUUAUCGAUGUGUAGAGCCACCCGGCAACAAGUAAAUCGAUACAGGGAUAUCAUUAUGAUCGGCUGACCUCGCGAGAUAUUUUUUUUUUUUUUCAUAUUAAUAUUUAAAUUAGUUGUAAUUUUAAUUUUUAAACAAAACAUUGUGCUCCCAAUUUGGUAGAAGUCCUAAAUAAUUAAAAUAAUAAUCAUUUCUUUUUAAUUUCCAUUUUUAAUUCUACUUGCAGUAAUAAUAGUUGGCUGGGUUUUGCGCAAUAAUAUAUUAAUUAACAUACAUUUAAAAAAAAAACCAUUCAACACAUUAAAACACCAUCUAAUUCAUUAAAAUAUCAUUCAUAAUAAUAACAAUAGCUUUUGCAAUAAUAAUAUUAAUAAAUAAAUUAUAAUUUUAUAUUUUAAAUAAUCAUUCUUAUAGCUUGCGUUGAUGUGUCGUCGAGACAGGCCUGGUGAAUCGGGUGAUGGUGAAUUGAUGAGAGGAUGAUGGUUUUCCGGUGAGGUAUUUAAUAUUUCCCCCCGCUAUUUUCCCCCCUUUCAAUUCUACUUUAUUUUAUUUUUAUAUAUCUUUGUAAAUAUGUGGUUUAUUUUUUUCCUUUCUUUUUAAACUUUCAUGACUUUUUAACGUGUCAAAAUAAGGUGAAAGUGUCAAUUGACAAUUGACCCAAAACCACUGCUUGCUUUAUUAUUUAUUUUCAAGAAUAAAUACUUAAAAAUUCAAGAGUAAUUCAAUAGUAAAAAAAAGACAAAAUUAGUAGUAAAAUUUGAAGAAAAAUAGUUUCGAUAAAUUGAGAAAGUUUUAGUUAAAAAUUAUGCAAUAAUAUUUGAAUAAAUUAAAAGUGAAAAGUUCAUGUAAUUUAUGAACCAAGAUGUUAAUAAUCGUGUGGGUGAAAUUUGUAGUAAUGAUCCAAUAAUGUCUCAACUCAUCCAAGCAUCAAGCAUUUUUUAUUAUUCAAUCUUCUAUUUAAAUUGUUGAUAGUUAAAUUUUAAAAAAAUAAAAAAACCAACUGGUCAAUUGUAAGCAAAUUAAAUCACCUUGUUUAAGACACUCUUCUUGUUUUCUAUCUUAAAAAUAAUUUACCUUUUUUUUGGAAUUAGAUAAAGUAUAAUUUUAAUUAUCUUUUGCACAGUUUUAUUAUUAAAAUUUUUUACUAGCUUCAUAACUAAAAUGGGGGCGCAAUAAUUAAUAAAGUUGAAAAAUUAAAUAAACAAUAUAAUUUGUUUGUUUUAUUAAUUUUAAUAUAGUUUUUUUUUUACUUUUAUAAUUUGCUAAUUUGCUAAUUUAAUUUUUCAACUUUUAGUAGACAAAUAAAUUUGUUAAUCUUUUUAUAUUCUAUACAACUAUCAUGAACGUUGCACUCUAGAAAUUUUAAUUACAGUGUUAACAUGGUGGUGCUGUUGCUGACGAGACGUUAACAUCCAACAAUCUAUCGAGUAGUAUCUCAUAGUAUUCGCACGUCUUGAGUCAUUAGACAUCUUGUGCCUUGCUUGCUUGACAAAGAAAACCCAAUCUCCAAUAAAUACAAAAUUAAUAAUAAUAAUAAUCCAUAAACAAAAAUAAAAUGUCCAGAUUUAAAACGUUGCACAACCAUAACAACCUUAUAAAAAAAAAAACAAAGUAAAUAUGAAAUUAAUUAAUGAGUCAAGACUCAUUAGAUAAAAAAAAAAAAGAAA